Messenger RNA from Amphimedon queenslandica, 367 nucleotides. RefSeq lists its product as uncharacterized. The transcript has 5 exons. NCBI's taxonomy places the organism in Eukaryota, Metazoa, Porifera, Demospongiae, Haplosclerida, Niphatidae. The annotation marks the transcript as partial. The record is from RefSeq and is a predicted model, not a curated record.
AUGGCGGCCAUUAUCCAAUGUAGAAAAAUCCACCGAGUCUUCUCUCCAUUAAUAAAUUAUUCAAGACCUUUAAACCAACCAAUGACAGCAACCAACUACUGUACAGCAACUGAACCAGUAGUACAGACUACUACGCCAAAAUUUGAUAUUAGUGUAGAUCAGUUGGGUACAAUAUACAGUGUCGGAUACUCUGAUCUUAAAAAAUAUUCAUUACACAAUCACUUACCAACAACACUCAAGAAAAAAGUGGAAGCUGUUGGUAAGGUCUCAUGGUUGCUAAGAGACCCGUCCUGGUACGUACUCUAUCAUUUAAAGAACAAAAGUGGAAAGAGGUUUCUAUUCUAUGGUCCUGAUGAUUGUGGUAAAA